Anthostomella pinea is the source of this 633-nucleotide messenger RNA. Lineage: Eukaryota; Fungi; Ascomycota; Sordariomycetes; Xylariales; Xylariaceae. The record is from the annotation of a GenBank genome assembly.
AUGAAGCCCAAUGAGCGGUUCAGGGUCGACGAGUAUUGCCUCUACGUCACGAACUUUGCUACAUCAAACGUGCCCGACCGCGAAGCUCCCGAUGAUAUACCUCGCCCAAAGCGGUGGCUUUCAGUCGAAUUCGAACGCGAACUUCAAUGGGAGGGUCUGUCGAUGUUCGGCAAUUUUUUUGGUGUCCAGUUUGGAGGAGGUCCAGACGACAUCGUCGAGUUGGCGAUUCCGCCGGUGUACUCUCUGAUCUUCUCCUGGCUGCGACGAAUGCCAGACACCCUCGCCUGUCUACGCUCGGUUCCAGCAGCCAGCUUCCUAGCCGAGGACUGCCAGUUCAACGCGCACCUUGACGACCUCAUUAGGGAGCCUAUUCUCGACGCAUUCGCAGACGGAAAUACUUGCGCAUUCUCACGAUCGCAGACUUAUAUAUUGACGAGGGUACGAAGAACGUGCCGCUGGAUAUUGACUACGGUGCAAGCCCUCGAAUCACUUAACAACCAGGCAUACGGUGCCCUCUUCAACGCGGUCAUAGUCCCCCUGACGAUGGAAUACUGGACCUGGUUCGUCAAGACGCUCGAUCCGAACGCGAUGAGGCUGGAGGGGGCGCGAGAGGCUGCGGUUCAUGAUGGAUGA